CAUGCACUUAAGCGGCGGCGGCGGGCCGGGGUGGGGGUUGCGCCAAGAUGUCGACGGCGGCGGUGCCAGAGUUGAAGCAGAUCAGCAGGGAGGAGGCGAUGCGCCUGGGGCCGGGCUGGAGCCACUCGUGCCACGCCAUGCUGUACGCAGCUAACCCCGGGCAGCUGUUCGGCCGCAUCCCCAUGCGCUUCUCGGUGUUGAUGCAGAUGCGCUUCGACGGGCUGCUGGGCUUCCCCGGGGGCUUCGUGGACCGGCGCUUCUGGUCGCUGGAGGACGGACUGAACCGGGUGCUGGGCCUGGGCCUGGGCUGCCUGCGCCUCACCGAGGCCGACUACCUGAGCUCGCACCUGACCGAGGGCCCGCACCGCGUCGUGGCGCACCUGUACGCGCGGCAGCUGACGCUGGAGCAGCUGCACGCCGUGGAGAUCAGCGCGGUGCACUCGCGCGACCACGGCCUGGAGGUGGGGCCGCCGCCCGGGCCCCGUCCUCCGCCCUGGGGUUUGGCUCUGGCCCCGCGGAAGGCACCGAUGGGUGCUGGGCCUUGUGCGCGUGCCCCUGUACACUCAGAAGGACCGUGUCGGCGGCUUCCCCAACUUCCUGAGCAACGCGUUCGUCAGCACCGCCAAGUGCCAGCUGCUCUUCGCCCUCAAGGUGCUCAACAUGAUGCCGCAGGAGAAGCUGGCCGAGGCCUUGGCCGCCGCCACGGAGAAGCAGAAGAAGGCCCUGGAGAAGCUGCUGCCCGCCUCCUCCUGAGGAUGCAGGCACCUGCCAGGGGAUGGACUGGAAGCACAGGCUUCGUGGCAGAGCCAGCGCACAGGAGGCCACCACGGGCAGUCCCCUGCGGCCCACGCCUAGGACUCCCAUGGUGCAGUGGGAGUCUCCAGCCAGGCCCAAGGAAGGUGGUGCUGCUGGCUCCACCCCAGAGCUCACGGAGGCCGAGCGUGGGAGAGGCACUUUGCUACAGAAAUAAAUCCCUGUACCUUGCUCACUCGUGUCCUGGGGACGUGCUUGGCUGCUACAGCGGCUUCUGCCUGCAGUCUAGGUGGGUUCGGGGAGCCCUGUGGGUUUGGGGAGCCAAGGUGCCCGGGAUGGAGGAAGGAGCCCCCGCCCCCAGCAGCUAACACUGCGUCACAGGACCAGAACGGAGCCUCUCACCAACGAUGUUAAAUUUUUAUUUUCCAACUGAUGGGUUUCCUUCAGGGGCCCUGGGCUCCCGCAUCAGGGCAG
Molecule: messenger RNA, 1227 nt
Organism: Lepus europaeus (European hare)
Lineage: Eukaryota; Metazoa; Chordata; Mammalia; Lagomorpha; Leporidae
Gene: NUDT16L1
Product: nudix hydrolase 16 like 1
Exons: 4
Coding region: 48-1121 (357 amino acids)
Cellular component (GO): nucleus
Molecular function (GO): snoRNA binding
Source: RefSeq, a predicted model, not a curated record